GUGUGUUGCUUGCCCCUUGACCUUAAAAAUCUAUUAAAACACUUAGCGUUAAUUAAUAUAAUUAUAAUUCAGACUACAAGCCAACAAUAUGAACACAUUCUGAGGAUACACGACUUUGGACUUGGUAUAAUAAAUGAUCUUUAAAAUAAUUACACAAAUUACUUAUGUUUAUAUGAUAUACAAUAAUUAAUCGCAAUGGAACAAUUUCACAACAGAAAAUUUAAAAAUUUGAAUUUUCGUGAGCACAAUUGUUUUAAAACAGAUGGUUCCUAAUACUAAAUUUGUAUGACUUUUUAGAGAAUUAGUGAAAUUCAAUGUUUUGUUUGUUAGAGUUUGUUUAGUUGUUUGAAACGGAAUAUGUCGAAGAUUUCACUACUACGGGUAAAAGAGAAAAAGGAUCAGAGCACCUGCAUGUCACCCAGUUUUCUAUCACAAUUUAACAACGUCAAAAAAAAGAAAAGAAAAGUCUAUCCGUAUGAGUGCAGACAGCAGUACAGCUUGGAAAAAGAGCCCGAGAAGAAUGAAAGCGAAGAAAAGACGCAGAUCGAAAAGAUAAACAUGGGCUACUUGAACAUGCUUAAAACGCAUCGAAAAAAAGUAAUCGAAUCUCUUAUGGUGCAGACGUGUUGGAGGCAAUUUAAACCGGAGCCACACAGGAGGAAAAGAAGGAAGAAGAAAAACCCUAGAACGAUUGAACCUCUUCCUGAGUUGAUUAUCAGUGGCGAAGAAAGCGAUGACCAGCAGCAGCUCAAACCCCCGUUUUAUAUUAAUUGAAGUGAAAGCAGACAAACUAAUUUUUAGCAUGAAAAAUUUUAUUGCGAUAAAAUAUGUUGUAUCGUCA
Cimex lectularius (bed bug) is the source of this 841-nucleotide messenger RNA. RefSeq lists its product as uncharacterized. Bases 358 to 774 code for a protein of 138 amino acids. The record is from RefSeq and is a predicted model, not a curated record. Lineage: Eukaryota; Metazoa; Arthropoda; Insecta; Hemiptera; Cimicidae. The transcript is spliced from 2 exons.